CGAUUAAACUGGCUCAGUAAUUCACGAUAUUCACCUAGUCGUCGUUUACAAAAAUGGCGAACAAGUGCGACCAACUGGCUCAGGGCCGCUCAGCCGUGCAAUCAACUUGAGCAGUGAGCUUGACUGAAGCGGCAAGUCUUAUUAGCUAAAAAUCGGAGAACACUCAGAAUGGCGCAGUCGACCGUCCUCGAGGAAGACAUCUAUGUGCAAUCCCAAGAUAUGCACUACGCGGAGGAGCUACCGGCGCAGGGGACCAACUAUGUACGGCGGCUCCUCAAAGACCGCGUGGGCGGCCAGCAUCCCGAGCUUCUCGCCCGCUACACGGCCGUGCUCCAGAAACGACUUCUCCGUCGCAAGAAGAGAUCGCGCAACGCCAAGAAACGCAAGCUCCUCACGUCGCGAGAGAAGCGACAACUUGGGCUCAUGCACGGCCCCGAUCCGCCGCCAUCUUACGACACCUUCCUUGCCGUCCACCGAAUGUGGCGCGAGUACGCGGAGUCUCUCGGCGGCGCCCAGGAACGCUUGCUCAAGGCAGAGUAUACGGGAUGUCAUCUCACGGUAGCGGCGUCUCGGUGUCCGUCUUACGUGGGUGUUAGGGGCAUUGUGAUCCAAGAAACCAAGAACGUGUUCAGACUGCUCACAGCCGAGGGACGCGUGCGGACCGUGCCCAAAGCGCACAGUCAGUUUGCCUUCGAGCUCGCCGGCAAGCUCCACCGCAUCUACGGCAGCCACUUCAGAGUGCACAGCUUCGAGCGCGUUAAGGCCAAGUUCAAGACCAAGGGUGUCGUGGGCCUCUAGACAAGUCGGGGGAACAUUUCGCGUACAACAUGUACGGCCACCUCACCUGAACGCGCUUCCAAGCGUCUCGAUUAGCAGGUGUUGCGCGCAUGCGAUGACGAUGGAUGCUAUCAGCCACAGGAGCCAAUCCAGAGCGGAGCGCAAGUUUGUCUGCUUGUUUUGCAGGGGUUUUGGUGAUGUUUGAACGCCGAGCUCCCAUUGGCUCUGUUGGAAGAAUUGUGGGUGGCCCUUAAAACAAGCGCUGCCUUGAUCUCUACCCACUACCCUUCAAUCAGAACUUGGCGUCGUUCUGACGUCACCGUAACCCCUGCAAAAGAAGCAGACGACUUGCUCUCCGCAUACCGUGCGAGUAUUACGUGAUAUGCUCACAGCGCUGGAUUGGCUCGGAUGGGCUUGCAACGUCCACUGUCGUCAACUUUGCAGAAACUACCGACUGUAUGCAGUGCAGCGAUGGGGUGGGAAGAGGCGACUCGAUGCAAAUAAAGAAUGUCGCAGAA
This is a messenger RNA of Ixodes scapularis (black-legged tick), 1295 nucleotides long. RefSeq names its product ribonuclease P protein subunit p29 (gene Pop4). Lineage: Eukaryota; Metazoa; Arthropoda; Arachnida; Ixodida; Ixodidae. Bases 169 to 798 code for a protein of 209 amino acids. The record is from RefSeq and is a predicted model, not a curated record. Gene Ontology annotation, biological process: tRNA 5'-leader removal; rRNA processing. Gene Ontology annotation, molecular function: ribonuclease P RNA binding. The transcript has a single exon. Gene Ontology annotation, cellular component: ribonuclease P complex; ribonuclease MRP complex.